Molecule: messenger RNA, 705 nt
Organism: Aspergillus tubingensis
Lineage: Eukaryota; Fungi; Ascomycota; Eurotiomycetes; Eurotiales; Aspergillaceae
Product: aldehyde dehydrogenase family protein
Exons: 3
Coding region: 1-705 (234 amino acids)
Molecular function (GO): succinate-semialdehyde dehydrogenase (NAD+) activity
Source: RefSeq, a predicted model, not a curated record
AUGAACCUCAAGCCAUCGUUGAUCGAUACUAUGGGGCAGAACUAUGCCAUUGUUUGUGCGGAUGCUGAUGUUCCGGUUACUGUGGAGGGCGUGCUGGCUGGAGUUAUGUUGAAUUCCUAUCGAAUCUACAUGUCAACUGGUCGCAUCCUCGCUGAUGCCUCUAUUGCCGAAGAAUUCAUGGAUGCCCUGAAAUAUGCUCUGAGCAUGACGGAUACCCAAGUGCUUCCGCCCAUAUUCGUCAAUGCACUUAUAAAGACUCGCCUGGAGAGCAUGAUUACGAGCGCUGUGGAAUGUGGAGCCGAGUUACUCCAUGGAAAGCUUGAGAUAGAACCAAGCUGUGACGGCAUUCUGAGUAUUGGCCCGUUCGUGCUCGCUAAUGUUAAGCCAAACAUGAGAGUGUGGCUCGAGGGGGAAUAUACUACAUUGACGGCUUGCAUGCUUGUCAGGAGCGACGAUGAAGCUGUCAGAAUUACCAACAGUGCUGGAUACGGCAGCUCAGCUUCCGUAUUCACGAAAGACCUUCGUAAAGGUCUUGCAAUAGCUAAGCAGCUGGAGUUUGGCGCUGUGCAUAUAAAUGGUAUGAAUAUGCAUGUUGAACCGGUCCUUCCAUGCGGUGGAAUCAAGGACUCCUGUUGGGGGCGAUUCAAUGCAGAGGAGGGAUUGAAUGAGUACCUUGUGACUAAGUCUGUGACUUGGAAGGAUUGA